AGUGGAACCCCGUUGAUGGGGUAAUAAUGGUGGAGAAAUCCAAAUCCAAAUCCGAUUCCACGAUGCCGUCUUCCAAAUUCACAACUCAAUUCAAUCUUUCCAAAUGCACUCUCAAUAAUGGGAAUUCACUAGAAGUCGCCGGUGAUACCGAAUUGAACUUCUGGCCACCAUCUACGGCGGUGGUUGAUAGAUUGAUACUUGAACUGAAAGCUAAGGAUGGCGAUACGGAAGCGAAUUGGGAGAAGAUAAUGGUCGAUUUCAAGAAAGAGCUUGAUGCGGAGGAACAAUUCAAACCGCCGUUGUUGGUUUCUGAUGUAAUCAAUAAUAGCGGUGGUGGUGAUGAUGGAAUGGAGAAGGGAGUUAGCGCUAGGGCAAAGUUCUCAGUUCCGCUUUCACGUCGGGAGAUGGAGAAGGACUUCGAGGACAUGGGGGAGCGGCGGCUGCCUCGGAAGCCGAAGAAGCGGCCUAAAUCCCUACAAAAUCAAUUGGAUACUCUAUUUCCAGGCUUGUGGUUAACCGAGAUAAAUGCAGACCUUUAUAGAGUUUCUGAUACUAAAAAGCAGAGAUAGCGAAUGCAAUAGUGCCCUGGAAAUUUGAAGGAUUUUUCUCUCUAAUUGUUGACAAUUGCGAAAUAUAGUGGUAUAGUUCAGUAUAACUGGGAAACAUCAGAUGUAAGUAUCUUUUAGCACUAGGCAGCUAAAUUUUCUUGUUUAUACUUUAGAAUCAUACUUCUAUAUGCCAUCUCUUUUCUUAUAUUCACAGAAGGCGUCUAUACUAGAUGGAAUAGAUGUCAAUUGCACUUACCAUAUAUCUUGCAUUCUAUCUUAUUUUCUUCUCAUGUUCCAAAACUGGUCAAAAUCACAGAACUUCAAAGUUCUGACACCACUUCACGCCUCAGAAAAUGCUGUUCUUACAGAUUUAAGGGUGCUUUGGCAUCUUCUUAACCCAAAAGGCCUGAGGAGAGCGAAUGUUUCUUUUUUAAAGUCUAUUUACAGGAACAGAUCAACUGGAGACAAAUUGUGGGCUGUAGCUCAUAGAUUGUUGUAGAUUUCUAACCUGAAUUGCUUGUAGGCUUCACUUUCCUCUGCUCUGUCUUCAAAUGUCUACCCGUUAUUUAUCCUCUGUUGCUGAGGUUGCAUAUAUACUCGUCGUUAUAAUCUUGAAUGCUGAGAAUACUGAGAUACGCGCUUCGAUACUAUGAUAUUUAUUCCUUUUUUCUUGGUUAUCAGUAAUUACUUUCUUGAAUUCAAGCAUUUCCUAAACGUACUUGGGCUCUAAGCAAUGGAUGUUCACUCAAAUGGUUGUUUCAAAUUAGUGUUUUCAACCAAGGAUGGCUGUAGUUCAUUCUGAAUUCUAGGACCCUGUGUCUCACUGAAACUAUGCAGAAUACUAAAAUUUAAGUUACGAAGAUUGAGAGAAUAUGCGAAUUUAAUAGCAAGUUGAAAAAGUUUUCUACUUCUUUAGCACCUAAAACAUAUACUACACAAAACUAGACUAUCACUCACUAUGUCUACUUAUUUAGAAAAGGCUCAUAUGCCCCUGGAUAUCUGGUGACAAAAUCAUGAACAUGCAUUGCUGUUAAUUGUUAUAGCAUAAAACCUGGAAAACCACCAUCUCCAAUAUCGUUCUUUGUUUUACACAAAUGAUUUCAUAGAAUUCCCAGAUUAGAAUGUUCGGUUAAGAGCAUUCUUUUGUUUUAAAGUAUAUAAUAUUUAUAUACGGCAAAUGCAACAAAUAAACUCAAACACCCUCCUCAACUUUGGUGAGAUUCUGAACCCCUGACCUCCUUGGAGGCCAAAGGCUACGAUACUGCGAGGCUAAAGGCCCUUUGGUAGGGGUUAAGAGCAUUCUUGUAAUAUGCUAAAAAGAUUUGGCCUAUCAUCUCUUAUAUCUUAACAUCAUUACUUCCUUCCAAAAC
Cynara cardunculus var. scolymus (artichoke) is the source of this 1918-nucleotide messenger RNA. RefSeq lists its product as uncharacterized. The record is from RefSeq and is a predicted model, not a curated record. Bases 27 to 569 code for a protein of 180 amino acids. The transcript is spliced from 3 exons. Lineage: Eukaryota; Viridiplantae; Streptophyta; Magnoliopsida; Asterales; Asteraceae.